This is a messenger RNA of Exaiptasia diaphana, 1959 nucleotides long. Its product is annotated as proline and serine-rich protein 3. Lineage: Eukaryota; Metazoa; Cnidaria; Anthozoa; Actiniaria; Aiptasiidae. The record is from RefSeq and is a predicted model, not a curated record. The transcript has 8 exons. Bases 106 to 1959 code for a protein of 617 amino acids.
UUSUGUGAUUUUUUGUCAAGCWURAUUAUGGUCUGAUUUCUUUUUAAAGUCGAUAGUUUACUAAGUAAUUCGUAUGGGAUAUUGUCUUGAAAUGUCAGAGGAGUUAUGAAGAAGGGGAAUCCUUUUCAAGUUGAGCCUCUACCGAAAGCAUUUUAUUAUCCUUCAAAAGAAAAAGAGCUGACAAACAAAGAGAAAAAGGUCUGCCUUUCUGUCCCUGUYCCACAACAAAACAAAGUGACAAGUCCUGAAGAUCUAAAAUUUCUCAAAGAUACCAAUGCGCUUAAAGUACAAGAGAUACCAACAAGGGAAAAUGGAUCUUUUGGCGAGCAGUCAUCYAGCUCUCAGUUUAAUGAAUCUUGGCCAAGCACAGAACAAAACGGAUCACAUAGUACCAUGGUGUCUGAUAUCACAUCGCCUGAAAUGUCACAACAGAUGAAAGAAUGGUUAUCUGGAAAACAAGAUAGACCAGUUACAAAAUCAACUCUUGGAUGGUAUAUUAACAGAUUUCGUAAUGCACCUCCCACCUCAAGACAGAUCCGUGAUAAGUCAUCAUUUACCAAUCAAAARCAAGGAGACUUCUGGUGGCUCUCUCCACCUAGUGGCCAAUCAACACCUGUGUUGGACACUCCACCACAAAAACUGAAACCUUCAACAUCAAUGGSUCCCAUGAAGGAGACUUGUAAGUUACCUGCAUCAACCUCAUCAUCWCCAUCUUUGCACACAAGUGAUAAAUUCACUGAAGAUUUGAAUAAAAGAGCAAAAGAGCUAUUAGAAAGAAGUGAAACAUCAAUUGAAAGUACAUCUACUGAGCCAUUUCCUCUGCCACUUAAAAAACCUGUUGUGAAAAAAACAAGAACACCUGAGACMAUACCCAAACAUACCAGUACUCCUGAUCUAUCUACUAAACUUACCACAAACACACCUAAACCAGCAAUACAAUCAACACACAAAAACCCAUGGCCUGAAGAWGAUAUUCUUUACCAGUGGAGAUUAGCCAGGAAAAUGGAGAAAGCUCAAGAAAGGGCAACAACAGGGAGAUCAGGAGGGCCUUUGGGUUUGUCUAGUGGUACUCAAAGAUUACUAAACUCUCGUAACCGUAUUGGUUACAGUCCAGUCAGUGGUUCUACUGGUUUACAUSCACAACAUUCUGAACUAUUUUCAUUACCUSAAGCUCCAGUUGUAACUGAAACAGUUUUUGAUCCACAUACUCCAGUUUGUGCAAGUACUACCAAUAUUAUAUCAUCAAUGAUUCCCAACAGUGYACCAGUCUUCACAACMGCUAGUACUGCUACRCAGCCAAACAYAUCAUCAUUUGUGUCUCCACCUUGCCGACAUAAAUCAAAAAGUGACAGUCRYGGUGGCGUACCACCCCAUAUGCAUCUAGCAUGUGAUAUUUUACCAUGUUCUUGCUCAGAAACUAUACCAAAGGCUGAUCUAAAAAUUUKCACUGCUAAAUUACCAAACCAAACAUCAGCACCUCYCWAUGAAAAUCACAUUAACCAUUCUAAUCCAGAUAGUGAAAUGACAAAUAAAAAGGCAUUAGUGGAUAAGUCUUCGUGUACUCAACAAGAUGUUKCAAGAUCAAAUCUUGACAGUAAAGAUCCAACAUCUUCUGAGGAACAAACAGUUAAAGAACCUGUAGUUAUUGCAAAGAAAACAUCAGAUGAACAUAAGAGAGAAGGCAGAGUAGACAAAAGAGACUUUGAAAGGAAAAGAAAUCACUUAGAAUCUUCUGUACAAAGUAAUGAAAAGCAAUUAGAAUCAAUUAAUAUUUCAUUAGAAGAAAAUGAAAAAACAGUAACAUCUAAAAUGAAGAGACAAACCAAGAAGAAACAAGAGGCCUUUGAYGUGGUUGAUAAUGUUAUUGGAAAGGUUGUAUCAGAACAUUUAUUCASUGGUGAUUYAUCAAGUGGUGAGAAUGAAAGYUCCAYRAUGCACUGUCAUCCUGUCAAAGUCUAG